CGUAAAACAAGAUGGCGUCGCCUUGGAAAUAAUUCGCUUUGGAUGGGUUUGUAGGCGGUAAACUCUGCCUUCCUUUAGCUUUCUGUCCUGUAGAGAGGUUUUACUGAUAAAGACACGUUUUCAGAUUAGAUAAGACCACCGAAGGCGCUGUGAGACGCCCAGGUGGAGUCCACCUAUCUGCUGUUUGUUCCCUCCUCCGACCCUCCGGUGAUAGCCGGAGUGGUGAGCCGCUGACAGACAGGAUGGACCCCGGAGAGUACGUCUCUCCCAUGGAGACCAUGGACUCGACUUUAGCGGAAUUGGGGGACGAAUUCACGUUAGGAGACAUAGAUGAGAUGCUGCAGUUUGUUAGUAACCAGGUGGGGGACUUCCAGGACAUGUUUGAGGACCAGAUGACCACACCAGCCUCCCUACAAAGCGGCGUCAGUGGCUCUGCCCAGCGGCUGGCGAUUCAAACCCCGCCAACUCCCCAGACCCCAAACAGCACUGCUUUCCAGACUUCCACCAUGGGCCUCGCCCCAUCCCAGACACUGUCUCCUCAGUCUAUACCUCUUACGCCUCCCCUCACCCCUGCACAGACCCCCUCCCCCAACACUCCUCCCUUAGUGCAGCAGCAGUUGAACCGCAGCCCUCCAUUGCUUCAGCCACGGCCUCAGGUGGUCCAGCCCAUCCAGCCUCAACUUCAGCAUACUCCCCAGGCGGCCAUCCAGAUGCACACCCAGGGGGUUGCAUUGCAGACCCAACACUUCCCGGUCCACACCCUGGUUCAGACCCACACCCAGACGCCCCUGCCCAUCCAGACACAAGCACCCCAAACCGUGAUGAUUGCUUCCAACGGGGCGCAGUCUCGCUUUAUCCAGAACCCAGUCAUCUGCCAUCAGAGUCCCGCUUCUGGUUUCCAAGUACUCCAGCCACAAGUGCAGAGCAUCAUGACAUCACAACAACUGCAGCCAGUCACCAUUCAGCAUCAGCGUGUUCUGACCCCAACAGGUCAAACUAUCCAGACUCUCUCUACAGCGCCUACUGCUGUCCACACCAUGCAGCAGCAGAUGCAACAAGUUCCGGUUUUGGUCCAGCAGCCUCAGAUUCUUAAGACAGACUCACUGGUUCUCACAACGCUCAAACCAGAUGGGACUCAGCUGUUGUCCACCAUGCAGAGCCCUGCAGGAAUCACCACCCUGACCACACCCCUCCAGAACACAGCGUUACAAGUCCCGACUCUGAUGGGCACCAACAUUCUGACCACAGUUCCUGUUAUGAUGGGCGGAGGAGACAGGCUGCCCAUCAAACAGCUCCAGCACGGCUCCAUCACUUGCACUAACGCUGCCAGACCAAGUAUGGAGCAGAGCCCAGUGUCAGCAGCAGUGGCAGGGCAAGGAGUAGUGGUAAAGGAGGGCGAAAGGAGGACAACCCACAACAUCAUCGAGAAGAGAUACAGGUCCUCCAUCAACGAUAAGAUCAUGGAGCUCAGAGACCUCGUCAUGGGCAACGACACAAAGAUGCACAAGUCAGGAGUGCUGAGGAAAGCUAUUGACUACAUAAAGUACCUGCAGCAGGUCAACCACAAACUACGACAAGAGAACCUCACCCUCAAGAUGGCCAACCAGAAGAACAAGCCUGUGAUCGUGUCAGAAGACAUGGAGCUCAAACAGGAGGGAGUGUUGAUGUCCCCUCCGGCCUCAGAUUCCGGCUCCAGCUCCCCACACCAGUUCUCUCCGUACUGUGUCGACUCUGAGCCGGGAAGCCCCUUACUGGAUCACCAUCAGGUGAAGAGCGAGCCAGAUUCUCCCUCCACGGUGGGAGUGAUGGAUCGUUCACGGCUGCUUCUGUGCGCCCUGACGUUCUUCUGCCUGUCUCUAAACCCACUGCCCUCUUUGCUGGGCUCAGAGGACCCAGAAAACCCCGGCCUGACAGCAGCCCACGUCCCAUCUCGUACACUUGUCUGGUUUCCAACUCACACACAGGACUUUGGUUCUUGGCUGCGCUGCCUCUUACCGUGGGUGAUCGUUUGGGUCCUGAGUGGAGUGGGGGCGCUGUGGGGCUGUGUCAGGGUGCUGUACCUGUGGGAGCCUGUAACACCCCUUCACUCGCCCAAAUCUGUGUCCUUCUGGAGGCACCGCAAACAAGCAGACCUACAUCUCAACAGGGGAGAUUACACAGCAGCGAUGGCCAGCUUAGAGACUUGUCUCUCCGUCUUGACAAGAGCUCUUCCCUCAAGCCGUCUGGACCUGGUUUGUUCCCUCUCCUGGAAUUUCAUCCGCUACUGUCUGCAUCGUCCAGUGCCUUUUGGCUGGCUGGUCCACCAGGUUGGGGGGAAGUACGAGGGAGAAGAGGCAAAGAUGAGUGCGAAAGAUGCAGCGUUGGUUUAUCAUCAGCUGAGCCAGCUGCAGCUCACAGGAAAGUUGCCUCAGCGCAGCAGCCUGUGGGCUUUGUCUCUGUCUCUGAGUGCUGUCAACCUCAGCGAGAGUGCCCAAGGCAAGAUGGCCCCAGCUCAGUUUGCUCAGAUUUAUGUCACUGCAGCAACAGCCCUGCGCACCGUCCUGGGUCACCAUCUCACUUUUCUGUCUGGAUACCUUAUUGGUUGUGCUGAGAGCGUGGCCAACCAGUCGGAGACCAAGCAGAUCCCCGACUGUCUGCGCUGGCUCUUCACUCCCCUGGGGCGUCAGUUUUUCCUAAGCUGUGAUUGGUCGGUGAAAUCAGACAGCAUCGAUGAAGUGUUUACUUCUCAAAGAGACCCAGCCGACCCCAUCGCCCAGCUGCACCAGUGUUUCUGCAGGAAGCUUUUGGAAAGAGCCGUUCACACACUCAUCCAGCCGCAGAGCGACUCUGAUGCAGGCGGCUGCAAGAACAACUUGGGGGAAUUCUCCAGUGCCCUGGAGUUUCUAGAGUUGUUGAACAGCUGCACUGAAGACUCUCCUUCCCCUCCAACCCCCUUCUCAACUCCUCCCAGUCACACCACCAAUUCAGUGGGCGACCCGGUGAGUCGCUGGUGGGCUCUGGUCCUGAAGGCUGCUGUUCAUUGGCUGCAGGGUGAUGAUGUUGCAGUGAGAUCCCUUUUGGCAGAAGCAGAGCGAAUGCCGAGGGCUCUGCUCAUGCUCGACCACCCUCUGCCCAAAGCUGUGCUCCUGCUCUGUAAGGUGGUUCAGAUGAGCCUGUCUACUCUGAAAGGAGACGGAGUGGUGGCCUGCCUCUCUCACUGUGACAGAGCCAGUGGCUACCUGCGCUCCAGCAUCUCCGUGCCACUCGCCCAGUCUGGGAACUGGCUCAACAAGGGGGUGGAGCUUCUUGUUUGUGAUCUACUGCUGACAUUAAGGACCAGUUUAUGGCAGCGAGGAGGCAGCAGUAACGGAGAACCUGGUCCAGCUCCUGGAUCCCAGUUGGCCGGUUUCCAGAGGGACCUAAGCGCCCUCAGGAGGCUCACCCAGUGCUACAGACAGGCACAGCACAAGGUUUUCCUUCAUGAGACCACGGUGCGACUGAUAGCUGGAGCCAGUCCAACAAGGACCCACCAGCUACUGGAGCACAACCUGCGGCGCAGGACACACAGCUCCUAUUCAGCCGACGGUGAGUGCAUUGUAGGUGAGAGGGAGAGAGCUCACGCCAUUCUUCUCGCCUGCCGCCACCUGCCCAUGCCUCUGCUGACCCCGCCGGGCCACAGAGCUCGCCUGCUGGCCGAAGCCAAGCGCACCCUAGAACGAGUGGGGGACCGUCGGUCGGUGCAGGACUGUCAACAGAUUUUGCUGCGCCUCAGCGGGGGCACCACCAUAGCUGCUUCCUAAAGGGGCGCAGUGCAACAACCACCCUUUGUUUUCAUGAAAAGAGUAAAUGUUGACAUGGAUUAGUAACACAGCUGGUCAUUUUUUCCACAUAGUCCAAAACAGAAGGAUCCAACCUGGGUGAAAUGUAGGCUUGCCUGGCGUUUUCCAAUCCAAUCUUUGCUCAAAUUGUUACAGUGCUAUGGCUCCACCGUCUGGCCAUUAGUGGUACUGGCAGCCUCCUUUCAGAUUGGGGCUCAUUGAAACUCCUUCCUCUACUAUAUUCAGAAAUGAUAGGAAGUUACAUCAAAAUUUAGCUUCUUUUUUGCUCCAGUGGAUUCAGCAGAAUAAUCCUAACGGGUCCAAAAAACCGGAAAAGGAACCAUUACCUAACAGCUGUUUAAAUUACUGCAUUGCAGAUGAGUUUUAGGAGAUAGUCAUUCAACUGUUAUUGGCUCGUGCUGAUGACUGGUUGAAUUACUGCUUACUGUUUCCUUUUAAUUUGCAAGCUUCCUCAUAGUAUUCUAGAGCAAAGAGUGGAAGAGGCAUGCAGACCAGCUUGUUUUAACCUUGCAGUGCUGAGUAGUGUGUCUUAUCUACCUCAAACACUGUACAGUGCCAGCACUGUAUCACAGAUCAACACAGGAAAAUGCAGCACAUGAGUUAGCCUGAAAUUAGACUCCAUGAUCGGAAGUGAGGCUUCGGUUUCUUACAAACCUCUCCUUGAUAUUCUUUGUUUCUUCUUGAGGCGAUGUACAUCCAGAACGGCAUAUUAAAGUGCAAGGUCAACUGUCUGAGCCUACCAACAGCUCUCACUCUCCGGCUGUAGCCACAAACAAAGCCUUUAGGAAUGUCACAGAGAACACAAAGUGUUCUGCUACUGCAGCGACAUGCAAAACGCCGCCAGCUUACAGGUGGUUCAGGGCAAAUAUGGCUUCCUGCUGCAUCUGUCUGAAAAAAACCCGGAGCAAAUCCCAAAUGAGUCCUGGUGGCGGAGCGCUGUAGUGGUUUGCACACCUCAAUGCGUUGUCUUUCCCUGGAAGUGAGGUCCAUCUAUAAUGUUAAGCUCUCAAGCAAAACAGCCUUUUUGUUAUGUAAAAAAUAUUAUCUUAUGUUGUAUCAAUUUGGAAAAGAUCGACAAGUUGUAUCUUUUCGAAUUCUUUGUUGAAUUAGCUUUUUACUUGUAAUUAUCAACAUGAAGCAAAACUUUUAUGUUUCUUUGCUCUGGAUAUUUUAUUUAAUGGUUGUGUGAGAUUAAGGCUUUUGGGGGUCAAUGUUGCAGCUUUGUUAUUGUUUUGUAUCUGUAAAAGCAGCAUAGGGCCAAAAACUGUAAAAGCAAAAUGUUUUUAUUGUUUUUAUACAAAGGUUGUCCAGACUUAUAGCUUGGUAUGAAAGUCUUACUUCAUUCAAGCAUAGUCAUUUUUUUAAGAUAUAAAGGCAUACGGAUAUUAAAUUCAAGGACUCUGGUUUUAUGGAAAAGAGACUAAUCUUUAAUUAGCACUGGAAAUCUUUUACAGUGUAUAUUUAGCUUCCCUGACUGGUAAACAGAUAAAAAAGGUGAUGUUUCAGCUGGCGUCGUAUUGUUAGAGAGUUUUCUAUUGUAUGUCUUUUUUGUUUUUUUCUUUCAAGAGGUUUUAUUGUUUGAACUGUUUUUUUCCCAUAUGUUUCCUAAUAAAACAGCAGAACGCA
Messenger RNA from Girardinichthys multiradiatus, 5444 nucleotides. Its product is annotated as sterol regulatory element-binding protein 2-like. Gene Ontology annotation, biological process: positive regulation of transcription by RNA polymerase II; positive regulation of cholesterol storage. Gene Ontology annotation, cellular component: nucleus. The transcript has 20 exons. The record is from RefSeq and is a predicted model, not a curated record. Gene Ontology annotation, molecular function: RNA polymerase II cis-regulatory region sequence-specific DNA binding; protein dimerization activity; DNA-binding transcription factor activity, RNA polymerase II-specific. NCBI's taxonomy places the organism in Eukaryota, Metazoa, Chordata, Actinopteri, Cyprinodontiformes, Goodeidae. The coding region runs from base 243 to 3779 and encodes 1178 amino acids.